Messenger RNA from Oenanthe melanoleuca, 2464 nucleotides. It is a transcript of the gene CREG1, whose product is annotated as cellular repressor of E1A stimulated genes 1. Bases 685 to 1326 code for a protein of 213 amino acids. The transcript has 4 exons. Lineage: Eukaryota; Metazoa; Chordata; Aves; Passeriformes; Muscicapidae. The record is from RefSeq and is a predicted model, not a curated record.
GCCGCUGAGGGAGCUGGGGGUGUUCGGCCCGGAGAGAAGGAGGCUCGGGGGGCCCUUGCUGCUCUCUACAGCACCUGAAGGGAGGGUGUAACCAGGCGGGGCUGGCUCUGCUCCCGGCGACAGGAUGAGAGGAAAUGGCCUCAGGCUGUGCCAGGGAGUCCGGGUUGGACAUUCAGGGGGAUUUCUUCAGAGAAGGGGUGAUUAUUCAUUGGAUGCUCACUGGAGGCGUUGGAGUGACCGCCCCGGGAGGUGCUCAAGGGAAGGCCGGCUGUGUCACUCGCUGCCAUGGUCCGGUCACUCGGCCGUGUUGGGUCACAGCUCGGACUCGGCGAUUUUGGGGUCUUUUCCCUCAGAUCUGAGACGCAGAGCAGAGCUCCCAUUGGCUGUGGGCUGCCGGUGACUCCGCCCCCUCCCGGGCCGCGCUCGCGGGGUUGUUUACAACGGCUGCGCGCAUUGACCCGCCCUCAGAGGCUCUCAUUGGCUGAGACGGGCAAAUCUCGCAAGUCUAUUGGCUGACAGCGGGGGUGGUGGCUCGUCACUCCUGAACUUUUCUCUCAUUGGCUCCAGGGGGGCGGGUAGCGCUGCUCCCAUUGGUGAUGCACGGCGAAGCUCCGCCCCCCUGGCGCGGUGCGUGGGGUGUAGGGGCGGGCCCGGCAGUCGGUGCCCGGCGCGGUGCGGGGCGCGAUGUGCCGGUCCGCGGCUGUGCGGGGAGCGAUGUCCGUGUCCGCAGCCGGCCGGGGAGCGAUGGCGCGGCUGCUGCUGCCGUGCGCCGCAUCGGCGCUGCUGCUGGCGGCCGUGGCGGCCAUCCCGCCGCCCGAGGAGGCGGCGCGCAUGGCGCGCUACGUCCUGCACAGCUGCGACUGGGGCGCGCUGGCCACGCUGUCGGCGCAGGAGGGGCUGCGCGGCCGCCCCUUCGCCAACAUCUUCUCCCUCAGCGACGGCCCGCCCGGGCCCUGCGGCGGCAGCGGCGUCCCCUACCUGUACCUGACCGACAUGGAGAUCUCCGUGCAGGACCUGGAGGUCAAUUCAAAUGCCUCCUUGACUGUGUCUUUGGCACAGACUCCUUACUGCAGGAAGCACAAAUAUGAUCCCCAGAACCCCCUCUGUGCCCACAUAAUCUUUGUUGGGAGCAUUGUAAAGGUGAAUGAUUCAGAGGCAGGCAUAGCACAAAAAGCAUUAUUCACUCGCCACCCUGAAAUGGAAAGUUGGCCCAAGGAUCAUAAUUGGUUCUUUGCCAAAUUUAACAUCACCAAUAUUUGGGUCCUGGACUACUUUGGUGGAUUGAAAAUUGUGACACCAGAAGAGUACUACAGUGUCAAGCCUUAGUGGAAGAAGAUCCUUGGUGAUGCUGAUGUGGAAAUGAAUUACUUUGGCUGUUUAAUGAAAGAUUUAUUUUUUCUAUAUAGUGUAGAGCUGAAUUAAUAAUACAAUAAAUCAAACACCUUGCAUUGUUAAUGAGUGUGUAUUACCCUUGUGAAGCAGAUUUAACUUCUCACUAACUUGAAUCAUGUCACACUGAAAAACCUUUGUGCAUAAGCAAUAACUAAAUUUUAUUCAUUGGAUGUGAAUUUGGAAACACGUCUGACAGUGUGCAUUCAGAAAUGUUGUGUUUACUGGAACUUAAACAAUUUGCCCAGUUCUAAAGCUUUCAGUGCCUUUAGUUAAAUAAUAUUUUUCUGAGCACUUUCCAAUAUUAUUUUAAUACCAGUUUAGUUUAGAAUUUUGUGGUGAAGUUCUACAGGGUGGCUCAGCUGAUGGAAUGGAAAACCUUGCCUGUAUUACAGGAGUUCCCAAAUCCUGUUAAAGAGUUUCCUUUGCACACUAAUAAACUCACUUGUUUGAGCCAUUUUUCUGUUUUAUUGAAAGUGCUGAAAAAUACAGUUGUGUUCAUGCCAGCUGUAUCUAUACCUCAGGAUAAGUUCUGGGUAAUUCCUCAGCUGAUUAUGUGCCCUGACUAUAAUAGAAGCAGAUGAGCAGUACCUAAAAUAUCUGACUUAAAAAGAGCAGUGUCUUGUAAAUUCAGUGAGACUGUUGUGAAGGAUAAAUGUUUUCUGAUUGAGAUUCUGAAAUACUCAGCUUUGUUAGUCUGAUCAAAUGGCAAUUUAUCAGCUUUUAUUACCCCCAACAGCAGAACUGAGCAGAUUUGGGGUCUGGAAGCCUUACACAGCAAUUUUGGAUUAGUAACCCAGAAGUGAAAAAGAAGCAAUGCACUAUGACACAAAUGAUUCAUGAUUUGUAGAGAAUGAAAAUUAACGAAAGGUGUGCUUAAUUAAUUCUGUGUUAAAGUAAAAAAAAAACAAAAAACCACAUUUUUAACAUCCACUCUGAUCUGCUGUGUGCUAAGUUCACAAACACUAAAAAGUGUUUAUGAACAAAUAAGUUGAUUUUACAGUGAGCAAAUAUUAACUAGUUGACCUAGAGCAAAGAAUUUAGACUCCUUAGAGGAAGUUGAUAUAUAGAACAA